GAGUAUAGCGGUGUCGGUGUUAGCAAGCAAUAACAUACUAUUGGUGCUGAUAUGUACUGCGGUGUUGUUUGUAGUGUGACUGUGAAUAGUUUCGAUGGACGUUUGGAAAAUUUUUUUUUUUUGUCGCUUAGUAUAAAUUGCGGUGCUGGAGGUGCAGUUGUACUUCUUUCCGUUCGAAACGGCAUACCAUCUUGUACCGGCCCUUUUUCCAAUAAACUCAUAUCAUCAUGACAAAAUAUAUCAUCGUCUCUGGAGGUGUCAUUUCCGGUAUCGGUAAGGGCGUCAUUGCAUCCAGUACUGGCACCUUGCUCAAGAGUUUGGGUCUUCGUGUUACUGCUAUCAAAAUCGACCCUUACCUCAACAUUGAUGCUGGUUUGAUGAGCCCUCUUGAUCACGGUGAAGUUUUUGUCCUUGACGAUGGUGGCGAAGUCGACUUGGAUCUUGGAAACUACGAACGCUUCCUUGAUGUCACCUUGACCCGUAUCAACAACAUCACUACUGGCAAGAUCUAUCGUGAUGUUAUUGAAAAGGAACGUCGUGGUGACUACUUGGGCAAGACCGUGCAAGUGGUUCCUCACAUCACCGAUGCUAUUCAAGACUGGGUCGAGAGAGUAGCUUCUAUCCCUAUCGAUGACUCUGGUGAACGCCCAGAUGUCUGCAUCAUCGAACUCGGUGGUACGGUUGGUGACAUUGAGUCAGCUCCUUUCGUUGAGGCUAUGCGUCAAUUCCAGUUCAGAGUGGGUCAAGAAAACUUUGCUUUGAUUCACGUGUCCUUGGUCCCCGUUGUUGGAUCGGUUGGUGAGCAGAAGACCAAGCCUACUCAAGCCAGUAUUCGUGAUCUUCGUGGUGCUGGUUUGACACCUGAUUUGAUUGCAUGCCGUUCCUCCAAGCCUCUUGAAGAUGGUGUCCAGGCCAAGAUUUCCAUGUUCUGCCACGUUGGCCCCGAUCAAGUUUUGGCUGUACGUGACGUAUCUUCUGUGUACCACGUUCCUAUCUUGUUGCGUGAGCAAGGUGUUGUGGACUAUUUCCGUCGACGUCUCAACUUGGAUUCUCUCGUCGUCUCUGAUGAACGCAAGUUGGCUGGUAAAAAACUUUGGGAUGACUGGAACGAUUUGGCUCAAACCUAUGACCGUCUUUACGAUACCGUUGAAAUUGCUUUGGUUGGUAAAUACACAAACCUUCACGACUCUUACAUCUCUGUCUACAAGAGUUUGGAACACGCUGCCUUGGCCUGCAAGCGCAAGUUGACUGUCAGAUGGAUUGAAGCCACUGACCUUGAGCCAGAGACCCUCAAGACCAACCCUAUCAAGUAUCACGAGUCGUGGCAAAACCUUUGCUCAGCUAACGGUAUUCUUGUUCCUGGUGGUUUCGGUAACCGUGGUACUGAAGGAAAGAUCAUGGCUGCCAAGUGGGCUCGUGAGAACAAGAUCCCUUACCUUGGUAUCUGCCUUGGUAUUCAGAUCGCUGUCAUGGAAUUCGCCCGUAAUGUCUGCGGUAUGCCCGACGCUCACUCUGCUGAACUUGACCCUAAUACCACUUGCCCCGUUGUUAUCUACAUGCCUGAAAUCUCAAAGACUCACAUGGGUGGUACCAUGCGUCUCGGUACUCGUCCUACUGUCUUCCAAGAAGGUACUGAAGGAUCCAUUGCUCGUCGUUUGCACGGUGGUGCCCAGACUGUCAACGAACGUCACCGUCACCGUUAUGAAAUCAACCCUGAGUAUGUUCCCGUCUUCGAAGAAAAGGGUCUUCGUUUCGUUGGCAAGGAUGAGACUGGCGAGCGUAUGGAAAUCAUUGAAAUGGAAGGUCACCCUUACUUCGUUGGUUGCCAAUACCACCCUGAAUACUUGACCAGACCAUUGAAGCCCUGCCCUCUGUUCCGCGGUUUGGUCCUCGCUGCCACUGGCCAAUUGGACACCUAUCUCAACCAACAACAGUAAGGUAGAGUCUUGCGGAAACAAUAUUCGGAGGUAAUUGAAGACGGGGAGUUUCGACUGGUUGGUGCAUGCACCUUUUAUAUUUCUCUUCCUUCAUUCGAAUGCUAUCAUUCUGUUGUACCAUUUCACUUCUUUUUUACUCCCUUUUGAAUAUCUUUUUGUCAUUCCGGACAAUAUACAUAAUUGCAUAAUUUCAUUUUUCAUCGUGUUGAGUACCGGUCACUGUGAGAGAUAACUCCUUUCCUCUUACAUACCUGCACUCGCACGAAUUUUUUUUUUCCAUCACUCUAGACUGUAACAAAAGAAACUGCAAUAGAUUUGUUUUCAACCCUGUAACUUUUGGAUUUAU
This is a messenger RNA of Umbelopsis ramanniana AG, 2283 nucleotides long. RefSeq lists its product as uncharacterized. Gene Ontology annotation, biological process: CTP biosynthetic process; pyrimidine nucleobase biosynthetic process. The transcript is spliced from 2 exons. Bases 228 to 1937 code for a protein of 569 amino acids. Gene Ontology annotation, cellular component: cytoplasm; cytoophidium. Gene Ontology annotation, molecular function: CTP synthase activity; identical protein binding. The record is from RefSeq and is a predicted model, not a curated record. Lineage: Eukaryota; Fungi; Mucoromycota; Umbelopsidomycetes; Umbelopsidales; Umbelopsidaceae.